UCCAAAACCUCUUCUCUGUUAUUUUUUUAAUUUUUUGUUGUCUUUUUCAUCGUUGCAAUUUGGUUGCCCUGAAAAUGGGUUCUGGUCUUACUUAAAAGUAGUAUUUUUCACUCUAGGAUUUGCUAACUUCUGAUUACUAAGAACCCUAAUCACGAUACGAGUAUGAAGUUACUGUAAUGAGAUAGCAUGUAGGUUCGUUUUAGGGUAUUGUAAGUUAUAAUUUUAACAAUUUAAAGCAAAUUUGGGGUUUUUUCUCUAAUGUUUUGUUUCCUGCAUACAGAGUUAUCUAGACAGUACACUUGUUAUGUAUACUAUUUUUGCUUAGGUUUUAGAUAGGAUUUAACCAGGUGUGAUAAAUAUUAUUAUCUUGUUGGAUUGGUUCAUAAAGAAGCCAAAAAGGGGUUACAAGUUUUUGAAGUUCAUCACUACUACAUUGGAUAACAAAACAUGGUUAUCUGCAUCUGGAGAUGCAAGCACAAUGUCGUCUUCUGGACAGUGUUUUUGUUAGGGAAUGUCUCUUCACUCGGUAAAUUCAUUAUGCACACCAAGACAUUUUUGUGUAACUGUAAGAUCAAGUGUAGGAAACAAACGAGAUCAUAGAUUUGUAGACAUUGACUGCAGAGUUUUUUCAACUGAAACAUUUCCAUUAGGAGUCUGAUUGACACGUCUCUGGGAUUUAUUCCUUUAUAAUACUCACCAUGAUUUGAAAACAUGACACUGUCAUCUACUCCAUGAACACCCAAAACCUUGAUACUGCAAUUUCAGUACUAGUCCUAUAAAUGUUCAAGAAGUUACAUAACCAUUUUCGUCAUUAUUGUAUAGCUGACUACAGCAGUUAUUUCAUUGGAUGCAAAUGUUUUUCAUAGAAUUUUAUUGCAGAACCUGUUCUGCAAUUUGCUGUGCCUGUAUGUGUGUUGUUUUUAUCCAUGUUGUACACACAUUUUCUGGGAGAUUUGAGCGACACUAGAUGGAGUAGAUUACAUUGUAAAGUUGAAGGUUGCUUUAGAAGGAUUAUUAAGAGGUGCAGUACCUAGAAAUCAUAUGUAACGAUGAUGAGGAAAAUGGAUUCACAAGCACCCUGCCCGCAGGGAAGUCAAUGCUUGGCCCUGGUGUACCCACAAAUCAUGUGGAUGGUUGGGACCAUGAUUGUGAGGUUUAGAGUGCUGUGACCUUGACGAUGGAUUUUUGGGAUACAUUUAUAUUGUAAAAGUCCCAAAUUCAACAGAUUUAGAGUUUAGGGUUCAUCUAAACCAGAACUAAAAAGUAAUGCUAUUUUUAAGCUAACUCGUUAUCAAUUUUAUUUGGGUUCUGGUCGUGAAUCCGUUGCUUCGCUGCUGCAUCAUAGUUGCUCUUGAAAGUUCCUUCUUUAGCUAGUUUAAUUGCUUACUUGUUACUAUGAACUUGAUUGUUGCUCUUAAACAAGUGACCAAAGUACGAUUUGGAUGAAGAAGACCCAACCUAUUGACCAGAUAAUAUAAGAUAAAUUGGUAAUGGAUAUGGUUUCUAGUCUCUUGAUUUUCCAGUUACAACAUUGUAAAUGUCAAAUUCGUUAUUCUUAUUGCUUUUCCAACACCAUCUGCCUGUCUGAUUGUUGCUUUGAUGCAUAAACCCGAAUCUCCUAAUAGACCAACCAAAGCUUUCAAAUGCAUGAUUGUCUAGCAGAAGUGUGUCAAACCAUUGCAAGAUAUUUGGCUGAGUCUCGCGGUUAAUGAUUUGGAGCAGGGAUACAAGUGAUUCAAAGUAUAUGCAUAUGAACUACUGUUAUCUAAUUGGGGUUCGUAACCAUAGGCGUCAAUUUUAAAUGUGGGAUGUCUUGCCCUUAAUUUUCUCAUUUGAGUAUAUUAGAUUUCUAUAUUUAGGUGUCGUGAUGUAGCUAGAGGAAGAAAACUUAAACAUCCAUAUUAUCAGUAUUUUGGUUUUAUUAUCAACUUUUGUUUUUUAACGAUAGACUGCUGACUUUAAUUAUAGUGGUUUCUGUAAGUCAUACACUCAUGUAAAUUUUGUACUCCCCCUUUAAAACAUUCUCUUCAUGUGUUUCUUUUCCCUUUCUUGAAGAAAUAUAAAAAACAUGCUAUUCUUUUUUGUUUAUAAACAGUAUCUUCAUGCCUAAUCUUCAAAAAAAAAAAAGAAAAAGAAAAAAAAAAGCCUAAUCUUUGAUGUUAUAAUAUUAGUUUUUAUAUUUUUUUUUCAUCAUGCCGAAACCAAAAGGAAAAUGAACAAAGGUGGAGUAGGUCUCACUGGUGGAUGCAGUGGGCCAACAGCAGCGGCGGCGGCAGCAGCAGCUCAGAAGCAGAAGACCCUGUUGCAAAGAGUCGACACCGACAUAACCAAUAUUGUUGAUAAUGUCAAUCACCUGGUUAACGUUGCAAGGGUAAGCGAUCCACCAGUUAGGAAUUCACAAGAAGCAUUCAUGAUGGAGAUGCGUGGAGCGAGAAUGGUUCAGGCAGCAGAUUCCCUGCUGAAGUUGGUGUCAGAGCUGAAGCAGACAACUAUCUUUUCUGGGUUGGCAUCUUUGAACGAGCAUGUUGAGCAGAAGACUGCUGAAUUUGACCAACAAGCCGAGAAUACAGAGCGAAUGUUGUUUAGAAUUGGAGAGGAGGCAGCUGGUUGCCUGAAAGAGCUUGAGUGUCAUUACUACUCUUCUUUCCAAAGGAUUGACCAAGGCGAACGAUGAAGGUUGGGGAGGAAGCAGCUGGUUGCCUGAGAAUAGCAGUUUGCUCUCAAACUUAAUUUUACUAGGAAAAAGAUUUAACCCAUCAGAAGGGAAAGCCAUAUGAUGCUCAUGUAGUUAGUAACAUCAGUGUGUUCAGGCAUGUAUAGACGACAUGUACAUCCUUAUACCUUUAUAGACAGGCGCGGAAAAUUGGGAUGCGUAUUAUUAGAUCGAAUGUGGUGUAGGCGUGUAGCUAUAUGACACUGAUUUAAGAAAUCGAAGGAGUAAUUAAUGGAACCAGUGUUUAUCUGUAUACUUGAUUGAUUUGACCUAUUAGUCUUUA
Molecule: messenger RNA, 2996 nt
Organism: Papaver somniferum (opium poppy)
Lineage: Eukaryota; Viridiplantae; Streptophyta; Magnoliopsida; Ranunculales; Papaveraceae
Product: mediator of RNA polymerase II transcription subunit 22a-like
Exons: 4
Coding region: 2213-2674 (153 amino acids)
Biological process (GO): regulation of transcription by RNA polymerase II
Cellular component (GO): mediator complex
Molecular function (GO): transcription coregulator activity
Source: RefSeq, a predicted model, not a curated record